Messenger RNA from Sclerotinia trifoliorum, 1425 nucleotides. The record is from the annotation of a GenBank genome assembly. NCBI's taxonomy places the organism in Eukaryota, Fungi, Ascomycota, Leotiomycetes, Helotiales, Sclerotiniaceae.
UAAAAUCUCAAAUCUAAUUAAUCAGAGGUAUAAAAAUCUAAGUCGUCGCUGAAGUUCGGCUUAUCUGAACAAUACUGUUUCCGGCGCAGAUCAUACAUACCCCGCACUUUCGAGAUAUUCCUUCCUUGCAGGAAGAAUACCCACCUUUGAAGAUCCCAGCAGAAGGUUGUUGGAGCUUCCUGUAAAAUACCAAGCAUGGAGUCGAAACCUGGUGAUCUCGCGGGACUGGCAGAGUCUUCGACAAAAGCUACGAUUAACGAAUCAAGUACAGCUCCUGAAACGCCAGCCGGAGAUGCUGCUGCAGGAUGGGAGGAUGUUCCAGAUCCUGACGAGGAUGAUUUAGAUGAUUUAGAUGGUACAUGAUUAUAUAUCUGCUGCUAGUCAUGGGAAGGUGAUUCUAAUUAAUUCUUAGAUAUGCUCGAUGAGUUCAACACUGCGAAACCAGAAACGAAAGCACCAGCCCCAGCCUCCACAACAGCAACAACCUCCGGUCCUGGCAGGCCGUCCGUUGCAGAUGAUCCUCUUCUUGGCGGUGGAGAAGGACUAUCUGACGAUGAUUUCGCAAAGCAAUUACAAGCCGGUAUGGCGGAACUCAUGGGGGAACUCGAGACGUCGCCAGAAAUGCAAGCGCAGUUUGAGAGUAUGCUCAAGGAGAUGGGUGGGCUGGGAGAGACAGGACCAGCGCCUCCGCCACCAUCUGCGCCAAAACCCGGGUCUUCGAAGGACAAAGCAACUGCCGGAUCCGCUGGCGAGGAAUCGUUUCAGGAGACAAUCAAGAAGACGAUGGAAAGAAUGCAAGCUUCGGGUGAUCAGGCAACGGCUGCAGCUGCAGAGGAUAAUUCGGAUGAUUUACUCUCAGAGAUGAUGAAGGCUAUGGCUGGUGGAAUGGAUGGUGACGGCAGUGAGGAGGAUUUCUCGAAAAUGCUAUUGGGUAUGAUGGAGCAAUUGACUAAUAAGGAGAUAUUAUACGAGCCCAUGAAGGAAUUGGAUGAUAAAUUCCCGGCAUGGUUGGAGAAGAACUCUGCUAGUACGCCCGCGGAUGAUUUAAAGCGGUACAAGGAACAACAAGUUUUUGUGAGGGAGAUUGUGGCUAGAUUCGAGCAAAAGACGUACAAGGAUGAGAACACUACAGACCGCGAGUAUAUUGUGGAGAGGAUGCAAAAGGUAUGUACUCGGUGUCAUUCUAUAUCGCAGCGCGCUGCUGACUAUUCUACAGAUGCAAGCGGCGGGAUCACCACCUGCGGAUCUUGUUGGAGAUAUGGCUGCAGCCCAAGAAGCGUUCGGGGCGCCAGAAGAAGGUUGUCCAACACAAUGAAAGACCCAUAUCCCAAAAUCGUACCUUACGUGUAUAAACAAAUCGGUGACACCAUGAGCAAUAAUCCACAUGUCGAACACCAAAUAGUCUGAUCCAUUUGCCAUGUCAAA